GAAGAAAUAUUCCGGAAAAGGAAGUAGUCAUUAAUUGUAGAUAUCAAGAUAAAUAUGUAGUCACCAAUCUGUUAAAUAGUUAGUAGAUCUGCGAGUUAUAAGGAAAUGCCUUUGCUUAUCCAAAACAGAGGAGUAGAAAGUAUAACCUCGACCGCAGAACUGUUCGACAAAUAUCCCCAUUUACAGGAAAAUGCAAAAGCCUUUCGUUCCCAUCCGCUGACUGAUGUUGACCCCAAGUGCCUUCUGUAUGUCCAACAAAGAGAGUUUGCUGCAACAACACCAGCAGACGAUAGUGUUUCAGUGAUUGGAUCUGACGAUGCCACCACCUGCCAUUUGGUUGUGCUGCGGCAUACAGGAAGUGGAGCUGCUUGCCUUGCACACUGCGACGGAUCCAACACUCGGUCCGAAGUCCCGCUCCUUGUUAAAUCUGUCACAUCACUGGCUAACUGCAGUAAGGAGGGCAGACUAGAACUGCAUCUUGUUGGUGGAUUUAGGGAUGAGGAAAUGACAUCCCAUGAACUGAGCCUUAACAUACUAGUAGCCUUCCAGCAACAGAACGAGGAUAUUCAUCUGGAAACAUGUUGCAUCACAGAAAUGAAUGAUGUUGUCAUCAAUGCAGUUCAUAGACCUGCUGUUUAUGGUUUAGGUAUAAAUGUUAAAACUGGGAUAGUGUUUCCUGCUGCUUUCCCUUGUAAAGGACCAGGAGAGAAAUUGCGGUCAGCACGCACAUUCACGGGUGGACAGAUGGUUGACAUUUAUGACUCUCGCCAAAGAAUUGUUAAAAUCGGGCCAUGCAAGUGGCCUAACAAUAUGGAUAUUGCCUUUUGGUUGUCACAAGACGACAACAUAAUUUUAAAGUGCUUGUCUACAUCGCCAUUGGCUGAGCCACCACACUUUGUCCAGCACAUGAAAUCCACCAUCCAGUUCCUCCUGGAGCACCCAGACUCUGAUAGUCUCUUCCCUGGUGGUCAGCCACAGUUCUACCACAGGACUGAGAGCGGGGACUGGGAGAGAGUUGCGUCUCUCACACCCUCAUCUACACCUUAAAUGUUGUACCCAGCUGUUUUCACCUCUUUUGAUUGUUGGACACAGAGUGACCUUUCCAAUCACGAUCUGCUUUACUCAUUGUGUCUUAAAAUGGACAUUACAUCUACGAACGGCUGUCUUGACUCAUCUGACUGGCCAAGUAGACGGUAGACACAAAAACAGCUUGUCUGCCAUAUUGUAAUAUGCCUGUCCGAACUCCUCUAUGCCUCAUUGUUUUCUUUUAAUGAAAAUUCUAAACGUUACUGUCAAUUCAUUUUACCACACAAAUUGUACAAAACUAAACAUAUAUGUAUGUAUUGGAUUCAAACAAUGGUUUCAAUCAAGAAAGUCGGUAUUUACUGUAUAAUAAUGCAUACUGGGUGUACUGUAUUGAACAAUAAUGAUAGGAAAUAUGAAAAUACAAAUCACCGCUACAUUGUUGAGCAGUCAAUUAAAUAAAUGUAUAAAAGUGGAACAAAACGACCAAAUGGUCUUCUAUGUGUGCAAAACUUAAGUUUAUGUUUUUGACAGGGAGAGCACUCAUUUGACUUAAGGGCUAAGGAACCUUUAAAGGAUCCUCGUGACGUACAUGUCCCUCCCUUUAUAACCCCCAUCAUUUGUAACUGAGCUACUGUGUGGAACAAUUUCCCUUGUGGAUCAUUAACGUUUGUCUAAGUCAGCGGUCGGCAACCCAAAAUGUUGAAAGAGCCAUAUUGCACCAAAAAUACAAUACAAAUAUGUCUGGAGCCGCAAAAAAAAAAAAAGCAUUAUUAUAAUAAAGGCAACACAUGAUGUAAGUGUCUAUAUUAGCCUACUAUCAAAGGCUGACGCAAAUUCUCGAUGACAGAAAUAUAUCUUAAUUUUUAUUCUACACAUUUUUGCAACAUUGGAAGUCAUUAGUAAAAUAGAGGCUUUUUACAGGAUCAGAUAACUUCUGGAAAUUACUGGCUCAAAAUGACCAAAGGUAUAGAUGUGUGUGUCCAAGUUUUAAGGAAAUGGAUUUAUUUAAAUCUUGCAAGCUGGUUAAUAUAUUGCUGUGGUCUGGAACAACAUGGCACACAAACAACUAUGAGAAAUACAGCCAAUAUUACAUAUAAUGUGUCAUGAGACAUGCAUAUAUAAAUUAAAUACACAUAGGACAUAAGUAAAGGAAAUUAAAUGAGCUCAAAUAUACCUACAAACGAGGCAUAAUGAUGCAGUAUGUACAUACAGCUAGCCUAAAUAGCAUGUUAGCAUUGAUUAGCUUGCAGUCAUGGAUUGACCAAAUAUGCAUUCACGCACAGCAUAAAAUGUUUGGUGGACAAAAUGAGACAAAGAAGGAGUCUUUCUGUGGCAGCAUCAGAGAAAUUUGUGCAUGUAAACCAACUAAGAUUAGUUCAAGGAUGGCUGAAAUUAGUAGGACAAAACGGUGCUUGCCAAAUACUCUCAUCAGUGAAGCAUGUUUAAUAUAAACAGUGGGAUUUUUUAACAUUUAGGAAGGUUUGUGUCAAGUUUGUCCUCCGACAGAAAAUAUAUUAAAACAAAAAAAUUAUUUUUUUCUACAUCUUUUUCCAUUUUCACACAUCUCUGAAAGAGGUCCAGGGAGCCACUAGGGCUGCUGACCCCCGGUCUAAGUCUAUCUUUAUGCAUGGUUGAUGCUCGUACUGUAUGUCAAGUGUCUAUGAGCUGUUACAUAAAUCAAGGAAAAAUAAAGAGUAGCUGUUUCACGGAACACGAACCAAUUUUAAUGGACAAGCGGUAGAAAAUGGAUGGAUGGAUGUAAAUAUCUUUGACCCAACUCUCUCAUUUGAGUCACACAUUAAGAGUGUUACUAAAACGUCCUUUCAUCUCCGUAAUAUCGCUAAAAUUUGUUCCAUUUUGUCCACCAGCGACGCGGAGGUCAUUAUUCAUGCGUUCGUUACAUCUCGUCUCGAUUACUGUAACGUAUUAUUUUCGGGCCUCCCUAUGUCUAGCAUU
This is a messenger RNA of Nerophis lumbriciformis (worm pipefish), 2982 nucleotides long. It is a transcript of the gene ntan1, whose product is annotated as N-terminal asparagine amidase. Gene Ontology annotation, molecular function: protein-N-terminal asparagine amidohydrolase activity. Gene Ontology annotation, cellular component: nucleus. The record is from RefSeq and is a predicted model, not a curated record. Lineage: Eukaryota; Metazoa; Chordata; Actinopteri; Syngnathiformes; Syngnathidae. Gene Ontology annotation, biological process: ubiquitin-dependent protein catabolic process.